UUUCAUAUUUGUCUCCCUUUUUAUUACUUUCCAAUUUUAAUCCUAUCCACACAAAAAUUAUUAAUCAAACACACACCACAAAUAUUCUUUCCAAUUCAUUCAUUCAUUCAUUCACCAAUAUCUAAUAGUACAUACCAAUUUCAUUUAAUUUAAUUCAUACAAAAGUAAUAAUUAAAUACCUUAUUUUUCAUUAUAUUUUCAAUAGUAUUCAACAACACUUUUAACCUAGACUUGAUUUCUUAAUGAUGAUAUUGAAACAAUUUAUAACAUCACCAACACCAAUUCAAACUCAUACCUCAAUAUUCUCCUUCCAUUCACAUGCUCUUUCUUUUACUCCCCCAACAACUUUCAGGGCUAAUUCUCUCUCCAUCAAUCAAUCCCCACACUUCAAAACACAAGGUAAUAUUUCAGAAGAAGUAAUGGAGAUAUCACAGCUGGUAAGAUUCUCUUUGUUAAUGGAUGAUACUGAUACUAACAACUACAAAGUAUGUAGCAUUCCUAUGAGGCUCCCUUCUGAUGAUCCAACUGUCCCCACUCCCACUGAGUUAUCUUGGAUUAAUCUCUUAUACUGUGGUAUCCCCUCCUUCAAGAAGCAUGCUGAGAAUGAUACCUCUGUCCCUGAUGCUGCAAGUAAAGCUGAACUUUUUGCUCAAAGGUAUGCUAAAAUACUUGAAGAUUUGAAGAAAGAUCCUGCAAGUUAUGGCGUUCCUCUUGAUAUCCCUCUUCUAUGCAGACUUCGUGAGGAAGUCCUUAAAGAAGUGGGAUUCAGAGAUAUCUUCAAGAAAAUCAAGGUUGAAGAGAAUACAAAAGCCAUCUCUCUAUUUGAGAAUGUUGUUAGUCUUAAUGAUGCCAUUGAAGAUGAAGGCAAGCGACUUGAGAAUUUAAUUAGAGGAAUUUUCGCAGGGAACAUAUUUGAUCUUGGUUCUGCUGAGCUUGCAGAAGUUUUCUCUAGGGAUGGUAUGUCGUUUUCGACCACUUGUGAAAAUCUUCUUCCUCGACCUUGGAUUAUUGAUGACCUUGACGCUCUCAAAGUGAGAUGGAGCAAGAAGUCCUGGAAGAAGGUUCUCAUAUUUGUUGAUAACUCAGGUGCAGAUAUUAUUUUAGGUAUUUUGCCAUUUGCAAGGGAGCUCCUUCGGCGCGGGAGUCAGGUUGUUUUGGCUGCCAAUGACUUACCUUCUAUCAAUGAUGUGACUUACUCUGAACUAAUUGAAGUUUUAUCAAUGUUAAAGGAUGAAGAAGGUAAUCUUUUGGGUGUCAGCACUUCAAAUCUUUUAAUUGCCAACUCUGGAAAUGGUUUACCUGUUAUUGAUCUUACAAAGGUGUCGCAAGAGCUUAAUUGCAUUGCCAGUGAUGUAGACCUUGUCAUUUUAGAAGGGAUGGGUCGCGGUAUAGAAACAAAUCUCCAUGCUCAAUUUAAAUGUGAUUCUAUCAAUAUUGCAAUGGUGAAACAUCCUGAAGUUGCAGAAUAUCUUGGAUCACGGUUGUAUGACUGUCUAAUCAAAUACAAGGAAGUUUGAAGCUUAGAAUUGAGCUGAUUCUUGUCUUCAAGUAGCCAUUUGAUCAUACACAAAUUAGUUUUUUUUUAUUGAAUUGAGAAUUUCAUGGCAGUUGAGAGUUGACAAUUCGAUAUAUGCUGUCUGAAUAAGAGGAUUGGUGAAAGAAAAUCAAUUGUAUGUGUUUGUUCAUUCUUUGGAUGAAUUUAUUUGAUAUCAAGGGAUUGACAAAUUAUUUUUUGCUUGAUUAUAUUUUUGGUCUCGAUUUUAUUUGAUUAAGGAUGCUGACCCAUAUUUUUAUUUCAAAUAGUAUUGUGGCUAAAAUUUCAAAAGAUGAAGCGAAGU
Messenger RNA from Vicia villosa (hairy vetch), 1838 nucleotides. RefSeq names its product damage-control phosphatase At2g17340-like. The record is from RefSeq and is a predicted model, not a curated record. The transcript is spliced from 13 exons. Gene Ontology annotation, biological process: coenzyme A biosynthetic process. Bases 243 to 1517 code for a protein of 424 amino acids. Lineage: Eukaryota; Viridiplantae; Streptophyta; Magnoliopsida; Fabales; Fabaceae. Gene Ontology annotation, molecular function: ATP binding; pantothenate kinase activity. Gene Ontology annotation, cellular component: nucleus; cytosol.